UGCACGUUGCAUACCAAGUGAGAAAGUCUUUGACAAAAGGCCGCAUUGAGACACCGGCUGCAUGCGGUCGGUCACCUCCAUGUUUUUCCUCCAUGGCUCCGCAGAUUGAUCUUUGAACCCGACGUGUUUCCGAUAGCGCGGAUCGAUCCGCCUUUAAAAAGAACUCCCAAAGAGAGAGAGAGAGAGAGAGAGAGAGAGAGGACCGCGACGAGCACCAAGUGCGCUGCGACCGGAGCGAGAAGCCGCACAGAUUUAUUGAUUGGUUUAGUUUUUCAGUGAAAUGCGUUCCACAGGCAGCGCGUUGAUUUAGUGAAGAAACGCCAGCUGUUAUGUCUCCGUUAACGCGUUUACUCACGUGCCUCCUGGUUCUUAUCCCCGAGGCUCAGAGUAGAACCGCGGCCGGUCCGGACGGACACGUUUUUCUAGAGAAUAUUCUGCGCUUCUACGGACAGAAUAAUUCAAUCUCAUUGGAUAAUCUGGAUAAUUUGCUGCUGGUAAUCUCAGACGGAAUAUCUGCAGCAUCCACGCAGGAAAACCCACUGGCAGACUUGGAAUGUCCCUCGGCCCAGCAGAUCUUGUCCCACUUCGGGCUCUGUAAUGUCAGUGAGCUGACUGCGGGACAUCUGGGGACAAUCUGCCCCGCUCUGUUGACCCAGGUGCUGCUGCCCUCCUGCCCCUACACCGAGCCCGACGCCGUGCAGCCCCUCGACUACACGGUUUGGGGCUACGGGUUCCUGGCGGUGACCGUGAUCAACCUGGCGUCCCUCCUCGGCCUCUUCCUCAUCCCUUUCACCAAAAAGCCCUACUUCCCCAAAGUGCUGACCUACUUCAUCGGCCUCGCCAUCGGGACGCUGUUCUCCAACGCCGUGCUGCAGCUCAUUCCAGAGGCUCUGGGGUUCGACCCCAAACACGACAACUACGUGGGGAAUGCCGUUGGGAUAUUUGGAGGCUUUUACUUGUUGUUCUUCAUGGAGAAGGUGCUGAAAAUGGCGCUGCGGGUCGACGUUGAGCACGGCCACAGCCACUUCGCCCCCGCCGAGCCGCCUUCGGAGACCUCCUUCUCCAACGGAGACCUGGUGGAGACCAAGGACUCCAUCGUGUUGACCAACGCCGUCGCCGCGGGGAAGAGCGGCGCCAACCCGGAGCCCCACGCCACGCCCUCUCAGGACGGCUCCGGCGUGAUGUGCCACUGGCUGCGUGGAAAGCAGGUCGCCGACAUCAGGACGGUGGCGUGGAUGAUCACGCUGAGCGACGCGCUGCACAACUUCAUCGACGGGCUCGCCAUCGGCGCCUCGUUCACCGUGUCGGUGCUGACGGGCUUCAGCACGUCCACCGCCAUCGUGUGCGAGGAGUUCCCCCACGAGCUGGGUGACUUUGUAAUCCUGCUGAAUUCCGGGAUGAGCGUCCCUCAGGCCAUUUUCUUCAACCUGCUGUCGGCGGCGUCCUGUUACGUCGGCCUCGUGUUCGGGAUCCUGCUCGGGAGCAACUUUGCGCCCAAUGCCAUCUUUGCCAUCGCGGGAGGAAUGUUCCUGUACAUCGCGCUGGCAGACAUGUUUCCAGAGAUGGAAAACAUAUUACGGGAACAAAAGCGGACCUCCACCAAGAUCAUCUUUUUCCUGAUCCAGAACGCGGGGCUGCUCACCGGGUUCGCCAUCAUACUACUGAUCACCAUGUUUGCUGGGGACAUCAACCUGGGCUAGAAGGGGAGGGGGGACAAGGGGGGGGGCGGACAAGAAAAUGAAAACUGGAAAGAAGAAAUAUAUUUUAAAUGAGCUGCUUUUGUUUUGUUAGCUGGUUGGGAAAGUGAAUGUUUUGUACAAACAAAACCAAAAUAUCUAAAGGAAAAAUAAUGCUUUUAUAUCUUUUGACUAUCAAGUUAGUGGAAAAUUUCCACCAUGAAAAGGGAAAAGCCUUACAAUCGUCUGCUUUAUGAACUCUAAUCAAGUGUUUUUCAGGAGACAAUAAAUUAUUUUUUCAAUCUUU
Molecule: messenger RNA, 1983 nt
Organism: Pungitius pungitius (ninespine stickleback)
Lineage: Eukaryota; Metazoa; Chordata; Actinopteri; Perciformes; Gasterosteidae
Gene: slc39a8
Product: solute carrier family 39 member 8
Exons: 8
Coding region: 330-1700 (456 amino acids)
Biological process (GO): intracellular monoatomic cation homeostasis; zinc ion import across plasma membrane
Cellular component (GO): plasma membrane
Molecular function (GO): monoatomic cation:bicarbonate symporter activity; zinc ion transmembrane transporter activity
Source: RefSeq, a predicted model, not a curated record